Molecule: messenger RNA, 2051 nt
Organism: Nicotiana tabacum (common tobacco)
Lineage: Eukaryota; Viridiplantae; Streptophyta; Magnoliopsida; Solanales; Solanaceae
Product: pentatricopeptide repeat-containing protein At5g48730, chloroplastic
Molecular function (GO): protein binding; mRNA binding
Source: RefSeq, a predicted model, not a curated record
CAAAAACCAAUCUAAUAAAACAUUUCAGCCUCAUAUUUACAGACUUCAGCCAACACUGAACACACUCUCAUGGCGUCAAAUCCAAUUCCUCCUCCAUCAUUCAGACCACCAAGAACCGACCCAUUAACCCGAAAGAAUCUCACUAUACCCGGGUCCAAACCCAGUGACCCGAAUUAUUCACUGAAGCUUGAGAAGCUAAAGGAGAAAGAAGCAAAAGAGAGAAAAGAAGAAACCAAUAAAAAGAUAGCUUCACAAAAAGCCAUAUCUAUAAUUCUACGUAGAGAAGCUACAAAAGCAGUUAUUGAGUACAAGAAAAAGAAAGGGAAUUCUAAGAAGCUUUUGCCUCGUACUGUUCUUGAAGCUCUUCACGAACGUAUUACUGCUUUGCGUUGGGAAUCUGCUCUCAAGGUCUUUGAACUCCUCCAGGAGCAGCUGUGGUACAGGCCCAAUGCUGGUAUUUAUAUCAAAUUAAUUGUCAUGCUUGGGAAAUGUAAGCAACCCGAAAAAGCUCAAUCCCUAUUUGAGAUGAUGGUGGAAGAAGGCUGUGUCAUGAAUCAAGAAGCUUAUACUGCUCUUUUGUCUGCCUAUAGCCGUAGUGGUCUUUUUCACAAAGCUUUUUCUAUCCUAGAAGAGAUGAAGAACACUCCAAACUGCCAACCCGAUGUCUACACAUAUACUAUCCUGAUAAAGUCCUGCCUUCAGGUUUAUGACUUCGAUAAAGUGCAAAUCCUGCUUUCGGACAUGGAUUAUAUGGCAAUUAAACCCAAUACAGUAACAUAUAAUACACUCAUUGAUUCCUAUGGCAAAGCAAAAAGGUUCAAAGAGAUGGAAUCCACACUUGUUGAAAUGCUGCGGCGAAGAGACUGCAAACCAGAUGUGUGGACCAUGAAUUCAACAUUGAGAGCGUUUGGUGGCAGCGGGCAAAUAGAAAUGAUGGAAAAAUGCUACGAGAAGUUUCAGAGCGCUGGAAUCGAACCCAGUAUCAAGACCUUCAACAUACUCUUAGAUUCAUAUGGGAAAACAGAAAAUUAUGAGAAAAUGAGUGCUGUAAUGGAGUUUAUGCAGAAAUACCAUUUUUCAUGGACGAUAGUUACUUACAAUAUCGUAAUAGAUGCAUUUGGAAGGGCUGGGGAUUUAAAGCAGAUGGAAUUUCUUUUUAGGCUGAUGCAGUCUGAGAGGAUAAAACCAAACUGUGUUACUCUUUGUUCACUUGUAAGAGCAUAUGGGAAGGCUGGUAAAGCUGAAAAAGUCGGAGCUGUUUUGCGAUUCAUUGAGAAUUCUGACGUGGCACUUGAUACCGUGUUUUUUAACUGCCUAGUGGAUGCGUAUGGGAUGCUGGGAUGCUUUGUGGAGAUGAAAGGGGUGCUCGAGAUGAUGGCAAGAAGUGGAUGUAAGCCAGAUAAGAUAACGUACAGAAGUAUGAUUAAAGCCUAUUCAGUAAAUGGAAUGACUAGCAAAGCAACAGAGAUGCGAAGCCUACUUGCCUCAUUGGAGAAGGCGUGAUAGCUUCAUAGUUGAAAGGGCUAGGUAUUCCAAUGGACAAUAAGGUGUUUUAACGAUCACAUGCCGUUGGUACGAUAACUUCUGAGAUGCUGUUGUUGUGGCUUCAGAUACAGGUGCAAGAGUUCUCAGUCGCCUCAGCGUUGAACUGAAUACUGUCGAUGAAGGAAAAGGAUUGUCACUAAACAGCUUAAUUUGUCGAUGAACACAAUCAGCUGGAACUGGACUAUGGUCAAGAGGAGCAGUCAAUGCAGCUUAGACCACCAACACAGAAUCAGUUUUCCAAGUCCAUGAUUAGGCUUCCAUCAGUCUCUUGAGGCUCAAUUGAAGUAGCAGUCAAACAAUUGUCUUUCUCAGAUGUGCCUAAGAAAUAUUCACUAUGACAAACAACAACAAACCGAGUGAGGGGAAGGUAGUGUGUACACAUACCUUACUGCCAUCUUGUGAAGAUAAAGAAGCUGUUUCUGAUAGACGUUCGACUCAGGAAAAGCAUAGUCACAACAUUGUUGAACUAUUCACUAUGGCAAAAUCAUAGUUAUAUCUUAGAAUGA